AUGGAGGUCGCACUCUCAUUGGUAAUUUGCUUCGUGGGGUUGUCAUGGAGCUCUCUAAUAGCCCCUUACCGCUCUUUGUCCCUGAGACAAGCUGACAGCUUCGUCACGAGCUCAGCUUUUUUGCGGAGAGGACAUCAUGCUUCUGCCGUCUUGGAUGGGUUUGUGUACAUCGAUGGCGGUGAGUUCUCAUAUACUGCAGGAGGCGAAACUGUCUGGCAAUACUCCGAUACUCUAGUCUCCGUUAGCCUUACUCAGAAUUGGACGAACAAGACAGUCCCGAUGAACUCCAUCGCAAAGCGGAGCGGAGUUCCGAAUCUUGUUCGCGGCGGGCUCUGGGUCGAUCACGUAAAUAAGACAUUAUACACUGGUUUCUGUGGCACACCGUCCUCAUUUGGUGACAAACCGUUCGUUCCGAACGGUCUUUGGCAAUAUACGCCGGAUAGGGAAGGAAGCAGUGGCAAGUGGGAAAAUCUCAAUGAUACAGUGUCAAGUUCGUUUCAGAAUGAAAUCCGGCCCAAUGGCUGUCUAGUAGCCAGCGGGAAAGGGUUCGGCUACUCUCUUGGGGGCUUGGUUGGAGGUUAUGACCCGAACGAUGAUUACAAUGCCAGCGGUCUCAUCAGUUACGAUUACACAACGGGUGAUAUGACGCACACGACUGUCGUUGGAGGGUCGACGCGAGGCGUGGUCCAGAAUGGUGGUCUGAUAUUUGUGCCAAACUUUGGCCCUGCUGGCGUGAUGGUUUCCAUCGGUGGCGAUCAGCUGGGAAAAAUAACCAAGGGGGCCCUUGAUCUUGUCUCUAUGAAUACUGUCCAGCUGUUCGACCCGGCGACCGGAAAUUGGUACGAGCAGGCGGUGACUGGCAACAUACCUGAAAUUCGCAAAGACUUCUGCGUAGCAGGCGUCGCGUCAGACAACCAAACAUUCGAGAUAUUCUUGUAUGGUGGGUGGGCCGGACAAUAUGGCUCAGCAGCGCUGCCAUAUGAUUCCAUCUACGUGCUUACACUGCCGGGGUUUAACUGGGUCAAGGCUGACUACCCAGCUCGGAACCCGCGUACUGGCCUGACCUGUGAGGCAGUCGGAGGGGGCCAGAUUCUCACCAUUGGAGGUCUAGAUCCAACCCAUAAGGAUCCGAAUAAUAGAUACAUGGGCACUUACGAAACCUCCGACCCUAUGACCCAUGGCCUAGGGCUUUUUGAUAUGGGUUCUAUGGAGUGGAAGGGUUCUUUUAUAGCGAACGCCUCUGUUUAUACACCUUCUGAUGUGGUUAUGGAGUUCUAUAAAACGCACUCUCGGCUCUCGGCUCUUAACUCCACUGAGCUCACAGCUCUAUUCUCAGUGCAGAACUUCACCGGGACAUCAACCGUAAACACCGUGUCUUCUCCAUCGCCAUCUUCAUCUAGUCCGAUCAAUAAGCGGAUUAACAAGGGCGCUAUCAUCGGCGGUGUAGUCGGCGGUAUCGCCGGAUUGGCGCUGACUGUGGUUGCUGCACUCUAUUUUUUCACCCGCAGCCGACGCCUACAGCCUACUACCAACGUAGCGCAACCAAGCUACGAUGGAUACGAACAUAUGCCGGAACUGGAAACAGCUGGUGCAAAUGCCUGCAAUUUGGUCCCGAAAACUGAGAUGCCAACGAACGAGGUGUACGAGCUUGCAGGGGGGCCAUCACAGUCUAAUUUAAACAUUUUGGAUACUGUUGAGAAUAGAGCGACUAAAUGA
This is a messenger RNA of Talaromyces rugulosus, 1716 nucleotides long. RefSeq lists its product as uncharacterized. NCBI's taxonomy places the organism in Eukaryota, Fungi, Ascomycota, Eurotiomycetes, Eurotiales, Trichocomaceae. Gene Ontology annotation, molecular function: protein binding. Bases 1 to 1716 code for a protein of 571 amino acids. The record is from RefSeq and is a predicted model, not a curated record. The transcript is spliced from 5 exons.